UGCCAACUCGUUUCUCUAGAGCAAACUGCUUCGUGAAAAGGGCCAAUACUGUCUCUGUUGUGUAUGUAUUGUACAAUAUCAUUUUAUGUCUGUACUCAUAUGCCACUGCCUUCUGGUGCCAUGCAGAAACGUCAGAGGAAAUGGACUUAUUCCUCAGCAAGAGGCCUAGGAAGGCCAUGUACUCCAACGAAGGAAAAGGAAAGAAGAGGACAAAAGGGAAGCCCGCACCAUCAACAAAGCAGCUUCGUCUGGGAACGCAAAGCACCGUUGAGGCGGAGCUUGCAGCUCACAUUGAAGGAGUUGCCACACCUAACUGCACAUGUUGCAGUGACGGCUGUGCAGUGCAUGGCCAACUAGAUGAAGCGAAAAAAGAAAAUGCUCUUCUGAGAGAGGAGCUACUGGUUCAGAAAUCGAGCUUCCUCAAAAAAAUAGAGGAGCUCGAGAAAAAGUUAAAUGACACCCUGCAUCUCAAUGUAGAGCUUCAGAAAGCAUUGACGUCGAAGAUUUUUACAAGUGAGAGCAAGAUCAGUUAUGCCCGGUGUUUGGACGUGGCAGUAGAUGCAGAAGCUCCUGCACAAUCACGGAGCUCUGGUGUUGAAGCAAAAGACUUGGGCUUGCACUCCCGCAGCAGGCCACAUUGUGAAGCCGACAAGUUGUCGCACCACAUGGGAACCACUGCAGCUGCGGCUUCAGCUGCCUCUGUCCAGGAAUGUGGGUCACAGCAGCUUGAACCUAGCGACAGGCCAUCUGGUGCUGGUGACGCGGAAGCUUCUCAGCCCUCGGUUUCUCAAGAUGCACAAAACAGCAUUGAGCAAGUGGUGCCAGAUGAGCUCGAACCCUGGACCUCACAGGAGUUGGAGGAAGCACUCCUCGAUGGUCAUUCAGACGCCUUACAGACUGUGAUUGGCAGUGAAAGGGACGAUGGAAAGCUCUAUGCAGGGAGCAGUCAAUGGCUCGAGAAGGAGGCAUGGGGCACUCUGUUCCGGGCCCCGACGGAUUCUUUAUUUUGCCGCAUGGCCACGAACGUUUUUUGGACGCCCGAGCAACUCAGGAGCCGCAGUGUGACGGGCACGCUUUCAAACAAGUCGCGUUCGAAGGGGGAGACCGAACCAAGGCCUGCAUUAACCCCUGAGAAAGUGGCCUCACUAGAAGCUCUCUUCAGCAUAUACAUGGGCAGCGAUGUGCCUAAAGACGCCCAGAGCAAGAGGCUCAAGGACGUGCGCAAGCACCUUGCGCAGAAGCUGGGUGACAUGCGGCGCAAAUGAUCCUUCGUUCCGCCAGCACCCGCCACCCACCUGCAGCAGGUUGA
Messenger RNA from Dermacentor andersoni, 1309 nucleotides. The record is from RefSeq and is a predicted model, not a curated record. NCBI's taxonomy places the organism in Eukaryota, Metazoa, Arthropoda, Arachnida, Ixodida, Ixodidae.